CGUUGGAGAAGUAGAGAAGAAGAGAAAAAGUGAAGGAGAUCGUAUAGGGAAGGAUGAGAAACGGUCGAGGAGAUUGAAGCCCUAAGGACCGAACGAGAAAGGGUGAAGAGAAUGAAGAAUGUCCCACCUCAGAGGAGCGCGGAAUCGUUGAAGAUUCCCUUACAACAAGGACCUCAGGACAGACGAGAAAAAGACUCUGGGAAAACCAUCGAGUUGAAUGAGUGGGGAAAUAUCGAAUGUACGAAUGACAAGAAAGAUAUAUCAUGCGGACCUUCUACGAAGAUGAAUACUGAUGUUAAAACAGGAACAACCCAGGAGGUGAUUCAGGAAAUUCAAGGAGAGAUCUGGGUGUCGAGUAUCUGGUUUGAGGAGGACCGGAAUACAAGUGAGAAUGAGGAGGAAGAUAUACGCUGUCGAACUUCCACGGAGAUGGGUAUUAGCAAUGUAGUGAGGACAGUGGAAGAGCCAGAGCAGGGAGAGUUCUGGGUAUCUAGUGUCCGGUUUGAGGAGGACCUAGACCCGAAUGAUAGUCUGACGGUUGGGAUUUCGAGUAUUCGGUUCGAGAGUUGCGAGGAGGAUUCUAAUGCAGCUUCGGUGUGUGCUGAGAAAAUGAGUGAGGAAUCAGAAGAAAAUGGAGCCGAUGACACUAACCUUGACAUUAAAGUCUCGCCGAGGGGCGAAGGGCCGAAGGUUAUUCAGGAAACGUGGGUAGAUCGAACCACGACACAGAAAGAGAUACCAAUGAUUGAAGAAUGCAGAGGCUUGAAAAAGAUUGGCGAUACUCAAAACAAGAGGGCAAAGGACUCAGACACAAGAUAUGAGCUUGCCCCAGCGUUUAAGUGUGUAGAGCCGGAUAUCAGCUAUGAGCUGGCUCAACUUUCUGAGACCAUCAAGCCAGAUGUUAGCUAUGAGUUGGCUCAAUUGUUUGAGAUCCCCGAUCUGGACAUGGGUUGUGAGCUUGCCCAGCCAUUUGAGUAUGUUGACCCAGAUGUCGGCUACAAGCUGGCUCAUCCUUUUGAGACCGUCGAGUUGAACGUCAGCUAUGAGCUGGUGCAACUAUUUGGGACCAUCGAACAUGAUGACGAUUAUGACUUAGCUCAACUCUUCGAGGCCUCCGAACCGGGUAUCGACUAUGGGCUUACCCAAUUGUUGGAGACCGUCGAGCCGGACGACGGCUAUGAGCUUGGACAACUGUUUGAGACCCUCGAGUCCGACGUCGACUAUGAUCUUGCCCAACUGUUGGAGACCAUCGAUACGUCCGGAAACGAUGUUGGGUAUAGUUUUAAGAGCCAAAAUCUGGUAACUAUGAAAGAUAUUGGAGAUUUCAUAAUGGAUCGAUGCACGACGGUGAGUGUUGAAGGAGAAUUAGACGGGAACCUUUUGGAAGGACAAGACAAUGAGAUUCGACUUUCAUCUGACCAAGAAGGCGGAGGAAAUGUCAUCGUGGAAGUUAAGUUUAUUGAGGAUGCUGACCAUCUUAAAAGCACGUCGAGAUAAUUUAAGGAACUGUCAGAACUCAGGAAAGGGUUACAAGU
Molecule: messenger RNA, 1535 nt
Organism: Chara braunii
Lineage: Eukaryota; Viridiplantae; Streptophyta; Charophyceae; Charales; Characeae
Source: the annotation of a GenBank genome assembly